UGAAAAGGUUUAAAUUUAUAAAAUAAUGUCGAAUAAAACAACGCGCUUUCGCCCACAAGAAUUGGAAACUAACUUUGAAACUAGCCUUGCAGGUUGGCGGCAUGUUCAUGUCGAUGGAGAAGUCACUAGUAGCUGCUUCAGUGAAAUUCCUGGAGUAGCUGAGUUGAAUGCUAAAAGCGAUUAGGAUUUAGGAAUUUAUAUAAAAAGUGUUGUGCGUUCAUUCUGUAUAGUAGUAGCCUUUAAAUAGAAAUGGAAUAAAUAUCCAGUUUAUUGCAAAUCAAGGGCUUAUAUAAAAUCGAUUAAAUUUCAUAUUUUUUCUUUACCAGUUUUCUUCGUCACAUUUUUCAUUGAUUCAGACAUUUUAAUCUUCUUUCGUAACUACGCAUCAUAAGAAACAAGAAUCAUGAGUUCGUCAAAAUGGUUGGCGUCCAAGCGCCGCUCGUCUCUAAACCAAAUCGAACCUCUCGGCCACGUGUCCAAACUCCUGACAUUACGCAGCCCUCGACCUGCAGAAGGCCUUGCAAGAUAUCAAUCUGACUCCAACUUAAUGAAGUGCAGAACCCUGAAAAUUCCCACCUUGAAUAUCAGUUUUACGUCGGAGGAACACUUUGAGAAUCAUGAACGCAAGCGGUCGUUACCUGAAGAGGAUGGAUUGACUGCCAAUUCAUAUAUUAAAGACAGGAGAGCUUCGUGCGGGCCCUGCCUUAAACGGUCCUACGUUCGGUCGCCCUUGCAGAGCAGCUUUCCCGAGUCAAGUCGUCGCUUGUCUCUCGCAUCAGUGGAAGCGUCUCCAGUUCACAUUCAGGAAACGUCGUUCCAGCGAAGGCGGUCUCUGUGUGCGCUCUCCCCUGUACUGGCCAGCACGCCUAUCGAGGAUUCUGGCCACAAGAAAGACGCUUUCUUUCGCACGCCUUCGCUAUCCCCGUGCGUAGAGGACGACUACAGGGAAGAUAAAUUCUAUUUCUCUUCUUUCGGAAAGGAAUCUGAUCCCUUCCAAAGUUCAUCUCGUGACCACAGGUCUUUUUCUCAAAUAAAGUAUACCUCAAGUGAUGAACUUCUACGAUGCCAGCAGUCGAGGCUUGAGUCACACUCGAUUGCGGUUUCAAACUUGAGUGAUUCGCAGAGAUAUUCGACGGCAAGCGGCUUGUCUUCUGACGAGAAUCUUCAACCAAACUUAACGCACUCGAGAAAACCUAGUGACGGAAAUUUAUUCUCCACGGUUACAUCAAGAAAGAAGCACAUCAUUCCUACAAUAGAGAUUGAUUUUGCAAGUCCAGUUUCAGUGAAUAAAUCUCAGCCUGUUGUCCACGAGGGCUUCUCACUCUGGCUCGUGGAGCAUGUACAGGAUGAGCAGCAACACGGGCAGCUCUUCUCGCAUGAUCGCGGCAACCCUCAAACGAAGCUGCACACCUCUGGCCCACUAAAAAAUAUGUACAGAUCCUUUUCAAAGUUUCCAGCAAGUCAAGCUCGGAAUAAAAACUCGGCUUUUUCUUCAGCCUGGUUAAACACUACGUAUGGAGGGCGAAAUAAAAGCUUUGUGAACUCCUCCUCCAUUGGAUGCCGAAGUCCCAGGAGAGUUUCCCUCCAGCCCGAGGGGUUGCCCGCUGUCCGGGCGUCUAGAAAACUCUCUGUUCACCUGCCAAGGUUACGAGCUCCGAUUUUCUCGUCCCCCGUCGAACGUUCUCGAGAGAAGCGCCCUCUAGGCGUGGAAAUUGGCAAGGGUGGCUUCGGGACAGUUUGCCUGGCGACUUUCGAAGGAGACUACGUAGCAGUGAAGAAGAUCCAGGCGAGCAAGACGGUCGCGUGUCGGGACAGCGAGCGUCUGGCGCUGCUCUUCCAGCAACACCCGCACCUCGUGACCACCGUCGCCGUGGUGGAGCCCUUGCCAGGGUCGGGGCAGGUCUUGCUCAGCAGACGACUACAGGGCACGACCCAGUCUAACACGGCGGAGGAGAUCUCCCUAGAGGCGCUCACUCGUAGCCUCGGUCUACACACCACUACAGGGCACAGACAGUCUGCGGUGGACCGCUGCCAGCAGUACGGCUUUACUAACCUCCAAACAAGUUUACUGAAAAGCACCAAAACUUUUCUACCAAUUAGCGCCACAGUGAACGGCAGCGACUGGCUGUGGGUCAUCAGUGAGUUGUGUUCCCCAACUAACCUCCACACGUUGGUCCACUCCACCGCCGAACUCACCAUCAAACAGAAGUUAAGGUUUUUGGGUGAGCUGGCGAGCGGGGUGACGUUCCUGCACGAACAAGGCUUCGUGCACCGCGACGUGAAGCCCGCGAACGCCUUCCUGACCUACGGCGGCACCAUCAAGCUGGGCGACUUCGGGUGCUGCGGCGACCUCAGCGGGGACAUGAGUCCUGUAAUCGGGACCAUUGCAUACCAAGCGCCCGAGAUCCUCCAAGGUGAAUCAGGCAGUGAGAAGUCUGACGUGUUCUCGCUGGGCGUGACGAUGUGGCACGUCUUGCACCGCACUGUACCUUACUGCGGCAUCCAUCCUCACGUCAUCGCCUACAACGUCACCAGGACCGGCAUGCGGCCCGAUGCUCCCUGGCCUUUGGAGCGCAACUCCGAAGAUACAUCACACUGCAAGAAGUUGGAUCUCCUUGAGACCAUGCUGACAAUGCUGGCACGCAAGUGCUGGCAUCAGCAAUCCAGUGAGCGGCUGUCGACCACCUCGGUGUGUCGCAGCCUCGCUAUCCUGUACCUCACUCCAUGAACAACUGCCAUCAAUUCUGUCCACUUGAGCAGAGAAAUGUUUAGCAGCGAACUUCUAAUUUUGAGAUUAAAACUUUAGUGAGAAAUGAGCUCCGCGGGCGAAGUUCGUCGUCGCACGCGGGUUAAUGCACUUCAUGAGAUGACAAGUUUAAGUGGGUACUCGAUUAUUCAAUUUAUCGAGGUAACCUUGGGCAAUUAUUUGACUCAAAAAAUGCACUACUUGUAUGGACACACAGCAAACCCCGCGAAAAAGUAAAUUUGCCGUUAAGUUCUGUUUGAGUGAACGCCGAUUUUCCGGCGUAUUAAAAAUCUCCUAAGUAUUUUGAUGUCAAUAAUGGAGAAACACGCCUUAGUGCUGGCGUCAACUGAACGAAGAAACCAACUCGUAGCAACCUCAAACACACCAGAAAUGAGCUUGAGCUUUUAAAUUAUAUUGGAACUAAAGGUUUCCAUUGCUAAUUACUUGAGAAAUUUUAUCUAUAGAGCGUUCUUUUGAUAGUAGUUUUCAGGUCUGAAGACAGUGAUGAAUAUCACAAUUCCUGAGAAAGAACUCACAACCUAAAGGCUGAUCUGAGAAAUGAUUUACUUUCCUUGUACUUCAGCGUAUGAAUAAUACCGAUUUUUUUUAGUGAUAAAUCUUAAUUUCACUUUCACAUUUACAGUUUAAAUCUAGAAUUAAAUGGUGUGGGAUUUUUCUAACUUAUGUGUUCUUUUCUAAAUUUUACCAGCGUCUAUUUUAGUUGUAUUCUAAAGCUGUUUUAACGAGUUUUCUAGUAGCUUCUUGCCACGAAGUUUUGUUUGAUUUGCUUUAUACGAGUCUCUUCAAAGUUUCAUUAGAGACUCGAACACAUGUUCAUUAGUCUUCGAUGAGUUAAAAAAAUAUUUGGUUUAAUUUCGAUGUAUUGUAAGAUGUUUAUUAAAAUAUUUUAUCGCAUUACUAGUUUCACCUUCGUCUUUCGGAAGGAUCUAUCAGUAAUGUAAACAAACGAGAACAGGCAAAAAGAAUGAUUAAUAUUUAUUAUAUGCUUUGAUAUAUUAUGUAAAAUGAGGUCAUGAUGCAUGACCUUUGUACCAGAGAGUAUGAGUCAUCAAGGCAAGUCAACAUGGAGUUGUGAAUUUUUCAUAUGCCUAAACAUCUUAUUCGAAGACACCAUGUAUUGAGGCAAUGCAAGGUUUCCUUCUCAAGGCUCAACAAGGAACAGGUAACAUUUACCUAAAAAUAUCGAAGAAUAAUGUCGAAAAUAUGCGCGUGUGUAGUUACCUAAAAAUAUCGAAAAUAUGCGCGUGUGUUAUUGCUAACAUUAAUAUUUAGUAUCACACAGGGGCUGGUAAAUGAAUGAACUGGGUACUCUUGAAUUGAAUUUCAAAAGCAAGAAAUUCUAUUAAAUAUUAAAUUACA
Messenger RNA from Hyalella azteca, 4126 nucleotides. RefSeq lists its product as uncharacterized. The record is from RefSeq and is a predicted model, not a curated record. The coding region runs from base 404 to 2728 and encodes 774 amino acids. The transcript has 12 exons. Gene Ontology annotation, molecular function: ATP binding; protein kinase activity. Gene Ontology annotation, biological process: protein phosphorylation. NCBI's taxonomy places the organism in Eukaryota, Metazoa, Arthropoda, Malacostraca, Amphipoda, Hyalellidae.